Messenger RNA from Penicillium roqueforti, 1581 nucleotides. RefSeq names its product F-box domain protein. The record is from RefSeq and is a predicted model, not a curated record. The coding region runs from base 1 to 1581 and encodes 526 amino acids. Lineage: Eukaryota; Fungi; Ascomycota; Eurotiomycetes; Eurotiales; Aspergillaceae. Gene Ontology annotation, molecular function: protein binding. The transcript is spliced from 4 exons.
AUGGCCUCACCCACCCAUUCCAUUCUCGAGGGCUUUGUUGCUCUCCGAGACAGGUCAAGCCGCCGAGAAGUGCUCAAUGCGAUUCUUGAUACCCUAGAUUCAUAUGAAAUACGAGAGGUGAAAAGUCGACUCGAGCCGGUGACAUUCCAACUUGAUUUGCUAGGUAAGCUGCCUAUUGAACUGGUGGCUAUGUUGGUAGAGUACUUGGACCUAGCAGAUCUUGUUAUCCUUCAAAGAGUCUCCAAACGAUGGCGUGAAUUGCUCUCUUCAACCAUCGUCUUCACCACUGCAGUCAGACACCACAUGGGAGAAAACAUCAUCAAGUCCGGUUCUACCCCUAUCGGUUUUGGCGCGCUGGUAAAAAAAAGAAUUCGCGCGGAAAGGGGAAUUCCUGCUGUUGUGGCCACAAUUCCUAAUAACUUGUGUUGCAAUGUAGCGAACAUCAUGGAGAGAGAGGCCCUAAGCUGUUUUAAUGGAGUAUGCGCGUGGAUUGAAAAAUCCACAGAUCAAACUACUAUAUUCAUGGUGAACCUAUCAACCGGCAAGAACAGAAUCCUCACAACAGCGAAUCGAGAGAGAUUUAUUUAUGUCCAGGUCUCGGACACCUUAGUCUCAGCAAUUUCUGUUCGGGGGUAUUGUCAUGUCUGGAACAUAUCCGAAGAACAGUACAAGUCAUUUCGCAUUCCUUCGCUGAAAUUUGGUCAUUACAUCUCCAUCGGAUCCAAGGUCAUGCUGGGCUACUCGGAUUCCGUGGUCCACUUCUGUUUUGACUCUGGAAUCGCCCGUUCCAUCAAAAUCGGGCCGUUCGUUCUUUUGUUGUCAGUACAUCCGGAGGAAGACGGAUUCUCCGUUGUUUGCGUCCGCAGAAAAAAUGGCGACAAUACUCAAGCAUGGGCAGAUGGCCACUUGUAUUGGGAAGAGCAUCAUUUGCAGACUCAGAAGUUCUCUGUCCAUGAUAAUAGGUUUAUCUGCACGUGGGAGCAAUAUCGAGAGCUUCCUUUCAGACAAGACGAACUGUGGAUGUUUCGAUGCAAACCAGAAGAUAGCUGGCCACCAUGGAGAGUGUGCCCGCGCCCUGGUCAAAGCUCUACUUUGCUGGAUUACGAUAUGACCGAAGCCUUUAUGGAUCGUUCUCCUAAUUAUCUAGAACACGAGGAUGAAUAUGGCUCGCUUUCGCUUUCACUCGAGGCGGAUGAUCGGAUUACUGUGCAUUUCCGCUGCGAAAAUAUUCAAGAGCUGGAAUUCAAUUAUUCUUACACUAAUCUAGACUAUGCAGCCCGGGGCCCGGGGUUGAUUUAUUGUUUAGACAUGAUGUUAGGGGAUUUGAAAAUUGGCUGUGAAUUUCCAGAGCUGUGGCAUGCCCGCGAUGCUGAAGCGUAUUCAUCCUUAUCCUUUCGCAGAAUACCUUUUGCAGCUAACCAGGCACCCACCGCGAUUUGGGGGGAUGGAGACUUUGCUCUAUUCCUUGUGGAUGACAAAAUCUGGAUCUGGUGUUUUGAUGAGGCAUGGAUCCCUUCUGGCAUCCCUAACAUGAAGAUUGAAUUUCGCGAUUUGACUACGCGUACAAGAAACAAGAAAUGA